Molecule: messenger RNA, 1683 nt
Organism: Botrytis byssoidea
Lineage: Eukaryota; Fungi; Ascomycota; Leotiomycetes; Helotiales; Sclerotiniaceae
Exons: 3
Coding region: 1-1683 (560 amino acids)
Source: RefSeq, a predicted model, not a curated record
AUGUCGCACUUAGAUUUCCUUCUUGAUCCUCUUCUUUUACAAGAAGACGAACGAAACAAGAAUACUAGCAGCUCCUCACAAAGAGCCUCUUCGAUCAAGCCAGAGACUCCCUUUAUCAAGCAAGAGCAAGUAGAGGAGCAUGUUUACCACCCGGUUUCAACAAACCUUGGCAACACACCAGAGUUAAAAUAUGAAGACGGUUAUAAGCCUGCUUCUUGCUCAUCCAUUUCUGCCGAGGGACAUGAUAUCCAAAACAAUAUUUCAGACCAUCUUUCAUCUUAUCAACAAGACCGUAAGUCUUCGGAGAAACCACAGUAUUCACCAUCCGCGCAAUCUGGAUCCUUCAAAUCGCCCAAAGAAUACGAUCAGUAUGUUGGAGAUCUAACUUCGCUGCAAAAAUAUGAGCCUGGAGCCUCAGAUCAUUUGCGGCCUUCAUCGCCACAAGCAAGUAUACAAACUGGCGACACCGAGUCCUUUCCACCAUCAGCAGGCUUGCAACCUGUAAGCUCUGAUUCUGAUCGGCCUUCUGAUGAUAUUUAUUACGAUGCUAGAGGUGUAUCCCAAGCACAACCAAAUCGAUAUCAUUUGACUGGCGACCAAUCUCCUGGCAGUCGAACUCUUCCUAACCAACACUCUAUCAAUGAAAAUGUUGUUGAUAAUCAAUAUUACAGCAGCCAGGUUUUCGAUAGUACACCAGUUUCUCAAGCUUCCGAGCCUGAUCUUGAUUUUGAUGAGUACUUAGAUUUACAACCAGGAGUUAUCACCAUGAAUCUCCCCACACCAGCUACAAUCCAAGAAGUCGAAUACUUGCAAUCUUGGAUUCCGAGAAACAAAGUAGACAUCGAAAGUUUCUAUGCUGCUAGGCCUGGACUGAAUCAACCAAUUCUUGAAAACUGUUCAGAGCAGGAUCAGAUAGAUACUGUCAUGAGACACAUGUUAGCUGAGCAUGGAGCUAUAAUUGAUGAGAGACAAAAUAUUCAUGGCCGAUAUGAUCAACUUGGCGCAGUUCUGAUCAGCCAGUUCCGAUUACAGAACCCGGAGCAUGCCUGCGAGCUCCAGCGCCAAGGAGAUCUUGCCUUCCCAUCACCUGCCAUCCCUCAAGCUCUUUCAUACCCUUCCAGGACCCGUCAUUCAAGUAUUCGCAAAGAUGUUAAUCGACCUAUCCAUAACAACUACGAAGAAAUUGGUGGUCCAGAUGUAGAGACAGUAAAGCAAUGGGGCGGAAUUAAAAAUCAAAUCAACAACAAAGGUGUCUACCAUGAAGUCUUGCAUCGCAGACGCACAACUAUCGGUGCCAAAUACCACCCUGAAGCUGACCAAAUGAUGGCAUUACCUUAUUCCACUGGCGAAAAUCUGACCGAUCGAGAUAUCCUCCAAUUAGCGAGAUUGAGCCCUUUCGAAAGAUAUUUACGCGCUUCAAAAUUUUUCAACGAGCGAGGAGAGUUCUACACUCGUCAUAAACGCUUCACGGAGAUGUCGGAUGCGCGUCUUAGACGCGAGGGCUUGUUGCGUGCGUGGAUCCCGAGGAAGGCAGGGGAUCGUCCCCAUAAUAGCGUAGAGCGUGCGGCGCGGGCGGCACAGCUGGGGUUGACGGGUGAUGACAAGUUGAUUGCUGAUGCAGCUGCAGAGAGACUUCGUCGAGCUGCGGCAGAGAAAAAGAUAAGAGAAUCAAAGGCAGCAUAA